AUGGGGUUGGAUGGAUUGAAACACUUACAGGAGUUGUAUUUGGAUUAUUCAUUCAUUGACAAGAUCUUUCUUCAUAAUGUUGGAGUAAUGUCCUCCUUAAGGGUGCUGACAUUGUGGAAUAUUAACCUUAAUGGAACCCUACCUAACCAAGGUUGGUGUGAACUUUCUAACCUCCAAGAGUUAGAUCUCAGUGAGAAUGGUUUUAAUGGAAUGCUUCCCUCAUGUUUAGAAGACUUAACAUCAAUUCGAAUAUUGGACCUCUCUUUUAAUCAGUUCAUUGGAAAUCUUACUUCAUCUCCCCUUAGCAAUCUCACAGCACUUGAAUAUCUUAUCCUUUCAUACAACCAUUUUGAAUCCCAGUCUCAUUUAUUUCAUUUUGUAACCAUUCAAAGCUUAAGUAACAACCACAUGUCUGGAAAGCUUCCAAGAUGGAUGGGGAACAUGUCUGAUCUAAUGGGAAUUUCUAUGUUCUCAAAUCACUUUGAAGGUCCUAUUCCAGUAGAGUUUUGCAAACUUGGUAAUCUUGAGUUCUUAGACCUUUCGGUGAAUAACUUGUCUGGUUCUAUACCGUCUUGCUUCAACCAAUCAACAGUAAAACAUGUCCACUUGAACCGAAACCAGUUGAGCGGCCUAAUGGCGCAUACAGCUUUGGUGACAUUAGAUCUGAGUGAUAACCACCUAACUGGUACCAUUCCCAGUUGGAUUGGAAGCCUUCAUGUGUUGAGCAUUCUUCCCCUAAAAUUUAAUAAUUUUGAAGGUGAAAUUCCAAGUCAGUUAUGCCAGUUGAAACAAUUAAGCAUAUUGGACCUUUCUGAAAAUAACUUUUCUGGUUCCAUACCUCUUAGUUUUUGUGAAAUACCUUUUGAGACAACGCACGAAAAAUCUUCUCUAGAAAUUAUAGCUAUGGCAGGUAUGGCAAUGGUUGCAUUGUGGAGCUUUGUCGAUGGGUCAAAGUCAAUAGGAGACCAUUAUCAGAUGGAUGCUGUAAAUGGAUUUGGAAGUAUUACCUUUCCCUCUUUGGAUGUCCAACAAAAAGUGGAGUUCACAACAAAGUAUGAAUCCUAUGCAUAUAAAGGCAAUAUUUUGGACUACAUGUCUAGAGUUGAUCUCUCUCGUAACCACUUAAUACGGAAAUCCCAUUGGAAAUGGGAAACUUGA
Molecule: messenger RNA, 1158 nt
Organism: Camellia sinensis
Lineage: Eukaryota; Viridiplantae; Streptophyta; Magnoliopsida; Ericales; Theaceae
Source: RefSeq, a predicted model, not a curated record